Molecule: messenger RNA, 1978 nt
Organism: Stylophora pistillata
Lineage: Eukaryota; Metazoa; Cnidaria; Anthozoa; Scleractinia; Pocilloporidae
Product: 2,3-bisphosphoglycerate-independent phosphoglycerate mutase
Biological process (GO): glucose catabolic process
Cellular component (GO): cytoplasm
Molecular function (GO): manganese ion binding
Source: RefSeq, a predicted model, not a curated record
GUUCUCUCCCACCAUGCACCGUGAGCAGGUACCGGCUGAUGUCGGACUUCUGACCUUCUAGAGUAGAGGUAGAAUUCUCUCGUGUAAGAACUCUAAUUCAUCAUGGCACAAGUGCAAAGGAAUGUCUGCUUGAUUGUCAUCGAUGGCUGGGGCAUCUCUGAAAACAAAGAAGGAAAUGCCAUUGCCAAUGCUACAGUGCCAGUCAUGGAUGCAUUUUGUACUGGACAAAAGAAUGCUUAUACCACCCUAGAUGCAUCUGGUUUGUCAGUUGGCUUGCCUGCGGGACUUAUGGGUAAUAGUGAAGUAGGACAUCUGAAUAUUGGAGCUGGAAGAGUUUUGUACCAGGAUAUUGUGAGAAUUAACAUGACCUCUGAAAAUAAGGAGUUUUCAAAAAAUGAAGUUUUUGCUGAAGCAGCAGAAAAAGCCAAGGUUACAAAUGGAAGGUUUCAUUUAUUGGGUCUGGUCAGUGAUGGUGGUGUCCACGCCCACAUCAAUCAUUUAGAGUCAAUGAUUGAUGCUGCUAAGGAACUUGGUGUUCCCAAGUGCUAUGUUCAGUUUUUUGCUGAUGGAAGAGACACAUCUCCAACCAGUGGAGUAACAUAUGUAGAACGAGUUUUGAAGAAGCUGAAGGACGUCAAUUAUGGCUCACUGGCCACAGUCGUAGGCCGUUACUAUGCUAUGGACAGAGACAAGCGCUGGGAGAGAAUCCAGGUUGCUUAUGAAGCUUUGGUGCAAGGAAAGGGUGAAGAGACCACACCAGAUAAAGUUAUUGAGGUUAUCAAAGGUCGCUAUGAAGCAAAGGGAGACAAGCAUGAGACAGAUGAAUUCCUAAAACCUAUUAUUGUGGAUCCUGAAGGAAGAAUAAGAGAUGGAGAUGUCCUUUGUUUUAUCGACUUCCGUUCAGACAGAAUGAGACAAAUCAAUGAAGCUUUUGGAAUAAAGCCCCCAUUUGAAACAAGUGCUAUUCCUUCCAACCUUCAUCAAAUUACCAUGACACAAUACAAAAAGGAAUUUCCCUUCCCAGUCAUGUUUCCUCCUGUUACUCCAAAGAAUGUCCUAGCAGAAUGGUUAUCUGAGUACAAUGUUCCUCAGUUUCACACUGCUGAAACUGAGAAGUAUGCACAUGUAACAUUCUUUUUCAAUGGUGGUGUGGAGAAACAGUUUGAAGGAGAAACUAGAGCAAUGGUUCCUUCACCAAAAGUGGCCACAUAUGAUUUGAAACCUGAAAUGAAUGCUGAAGGAGUUGGAGAAGAGGUGUGUAGAGCUGUAAAAAGUGGCAAGUACCCAUUUGUGAUGUGCAACUUUGCUCCACCUGAUAUGGUUGGUCACACUGGCAAAUAUGAGCCCGCAGUCAAGGGUUGUGAGGCAACUGAUAAAGCAAUUGGUGAGAUUUUCAAAGCUUGUGAAGAAACAGGUUAUGUGUUAAUGAUAACAGCAGAUCACGGUAAUGCAGAGCAGAUGUUUAGUGAGAAAGGCGGUCCUCAUACAGCACACACUACAAACAGAGUUCCUUUUAUUAUGACUGGUGGACUGAAGUUCAAAGAAAUUACCCACAAUGCUGCUCUGUGUGAUGUUGCUACUACUGUAUUAGAUGUAAUGGGUCUCCCUAUUCCAGCGGAGAUGGGUGGACAGUCACUACUAGCCAAGUAGGGCGUGGCUUUCUUCAAUAACCACACAUGGUCAUCUGCUUCGCAUCUUUAUAGAUAACUUAAGAUGUGCAUUUCCUGAAAGUAACUGCUAUAAAUCAAAGACGUUUAUAUAAUUUUAGUUUUCUUAAGAGACAAAAAAGUGUGAGCUGUGUUUCAAAGAGAAUAAUGAUAAGUGCUGUGAAUUUGAAGUACUCCUUGCUUUAAAGGGCAACAGAAUCCAGGGUUUACUUUUUAAAAAAAUGUUAAGUGACAGGGUGAUAAAACAAUGAAGAUGAUCUUUAGUUAGAGUCAUACUUUAUGAGGGUUGCCAAUAUUUAUUUAAAUUUUUA